AUGAACUAAUAAGCCUCAAAUAAUUACUCGGCUUAAGGUAUCAAUGAUCAAAUUUCAUAAGUUCAUUCUCCUAUAUACAAUGAGAGAUAGACCUCUGGCCACGGGGAUCAUAAUUCUCCCUUUAUCAGGACUCAAAAUUAAAAACAUAAUCAUUAAUUAUACAUGGAAAAUAACAUGAUGGGUUCAGACACCUUUAGCAAUAACAUAAACUAUUACAAUUAGAAUACAAGUGGUCAAUAAAACAUGGGCUAUAGUUCAAAUCUUAAUGCUUAUUCUAAUAAUGCUAAUUAACUAGCGACCAUUCAGCAUUAGAAUUAGAAUAGACGGUCAAUUAGCAAUAACUCUACCAAAUCGAUUCAAGGACCUAAAAUGUCUUAAUUUAUAACUGCAGCAUCUAGUGUACCUGCUAUUCCAGGAAAAAAUCAAAGGAUAUUGAUAAACAAGCCAAGAGGAGUGUCAUCCUCUAAAUCCGCUAAUAGAAUAUUUAACCGAUCUUAAUAUGGCAGAUAGAGCAAUAAAUUUUAUGAGCAAGGAGGGCCAUUUUCCUCAUUUAUUUCAAAUACCCAAACUGCUAACAACAAGUCUUUUAAUGCGACUAACAAGAGAUUUGAUACAAAUUAGGAGAUGAAAGAGCUUUUCAAUAAGGAUCCAGGUCCAGGAAGCUAUUCCUUAUCAACAGCUGAAUCAUCAGUAAUGACAGGCUCAACUGCAAGUUAAAGUACAAAGGGAGUAGGGAAUGGGUUUGUUUCUAAGACUGAAAGAUUUAAAGAAACAGGAAUGCAUCAAAUUAUUGAUCCAUUGAUUACUGUAGGUCCAGGUUCUUAUAAUCCGCAGCAAAUUGAUCGACAUAUAGCAGCGCCAAAAAUAGAUGCUAAGGCAGGAUUUACACUACCCUUCAACGAGAAAAAUCCUUUGAAUUAUGUCAGACCAAUAACUGUCAAUAUCUAUUUCAAAUAAUAAUAUCCUGGAGUUGGAACAUACAAUCCAGAGAGAAUACAAGGAAAUAUCUAGGCUUGUUAAAAUGUGUUUUAAUCUUAAGCAGAUAGGAGUACUAUUACUAAAAGACUUAACUAGGCAGCUAAUGAACCAGCACCUAACUCCUACGAUCACCUUAACGGCUUUGAUCUUAUCGAAAGAGAUAGAGAUGCUGGAACAAAGCCAUUUAAACUGCCUAUACCUAAGAAAAUUAUCUAAGUGAAUAUCUAUGAUCCACAUUCUGCUCCUGAAGACAAGAAGUAUAAAGGAGCUCCAGGGCCAGGUAAAUAUGAUAUACCUACAUAGUUUCUUGGAGAGCAGGAGGUUGAAGAUAAAAGCAAGGCCUUCUUUAAGAAUCAAGGGAAAAUCUAUGUGGAAAACAACCUUGAUAGAUUCGGCAGACCAGUAAUGCCUAGAAAACCAAAGGAUCUUGUUCCAGGGCCCGGAUAAUAUGAAAUAAGCACACCAAGAGGAGGAUAAGAAGAUGAAGUUUUAACUACUAAAGGUGGGUAUAUACCAAUAGAUGAAAAUAAAAUAUUCCCAGUACCAAUAAGCAAAGGACUGCCAGGCCCAGCAUACUAUAAUCCUAGUCAAGAGCCAAAGAAAAUAUCAUUUAUGUUUAAUGCUGCUGAGAAAUGGACACACUGA
Messenger RNA from Stylonychia lemnae, 1623 nucleotides. Lineage: Eukaryota; Ciliophora; Spirotrichea; Sporadotrichida; Oxytrichidae. The record is from the annotation of a GenBank genome assembly.